Molecule: messenger RNA, 1371 nt
Organism: Peniophora sp. CBMAI 1063
Lineage: Eukaryota; Fungi; Basidiomycota; Agaricomycetes; Russulales; Peniophoraceae
Source: the annotation of a GenBank genome assembly
AUGAGUGCUACUCCCAUGCCGCCCCAGCUCAAAGCUUGGGUCGAACGCUGCUUCAGCCAAAUGCAGAGCUUACCGGAAUCCAAUCGGGCAGAUGCUACAAAUGAAAUGAAAAAGGUAAUUAGCGAGGCACAGAUGACCGGUACGAUGUGGACCACAGAUUGGGCUGCAGUACAACUGCAAAGUCUACUUCCCAAGCCGAUGCCCACUGGCAACAAGCGUAAAUUUAAUGAUUACGACGGCGUUCAACAUACUCAGCCGACUGGAAAGAAGGCCAAGAAGAAACAGUCGCAGAUCACCAAGUCCGUAUCCUCUAAUGCUCUUGACCCGAAUGACAAGGCUGCUCUGGAGCGACGGGCUCAGCGUUUCCAACGUGAACAUGCGAUCGAACAGCAGAAGGCCAAGGGUGUAUCGUUUUCCGGCUAUGGCAAGAAGUCUGGCUCUCACCACAACAAUAAGCACGGUGGUUACGCCCGCGCUCGAGCUACUUUCGGUGAUGACGAUGAGGAGGCAUUGAUGGAUCCAAAUGUGCCGAACUGGGAUCAUCAUACGCUUGUGGGAACCUCCCAAGAAGUGCUCCGCCCUUACUUCCGCCUGACAUCUGCUCCCCAACCUGAGAACGUUCGUCCGCUCCCCGUAUUGCAUAAGACAUUCGCAGAGCUCAAGCGGAAAUGGCGUGAACCACGAGACGUGGUUCCCUAUAACCACAUAACGAGCUGGUUCAAGAGCUUGCGUCAAGACCUCGUCGUGCAACGCAUCAAGAAUGAGUUCACGGUGCAAGUCUAUGAGGCGCAUGCUCGGAUGGCGUUGGAGAUGGAGGAUCUUCCCGAGUUCAACUCGUGCUUGAACAUGCUCAGCGGUCUCUAUGACAUGGGCAUUGCUGGAAGACGGGAUGAAUUCACCGCCUACACCAUCCUCAUGCUAUGCUACGGACGAAACUUUAGCGCAUUGAAUCUUCAUUUGGGGCGACUAACGCAAGAACAGAAACAGGACCCCGCUAUCAGUCAAGCGUUGGCUAUUCAUCGUGCUAUGACACUUGGUAACUAUCAUGCUCUGUUCAAGCUCUACGCGGAGGUAGAGAACAUGGGGGGAUACAUCAUGGAUCAUCUGGUCGACCGCGAGCGCCUGCGUGCUUUGCUCGUCAUCUGCAAAGCGUACAAGCAGAUCUCUGUGGCUGCCCUUCACUUGGAACUUGGCUUUGACUCUCUCGCGGAAGUAUACGCUUUCUUGGUCGCGCAUGGCAUCGCCUUCUUCACGAAUCCUAACGACGUCGACGAGAACAAGCAGUUCGCGUGCCCAACGGCAGCGGCGGCUGUGGCUCGUGUCGUCGACGAGAAGUUUAGCAAGAAGGUCCAGAUGAAGGGGCGUGUCUAA